Messenger RNA from Ambispora gerdemannii, 1377 nucleotides. The record is from the annotation of a GenBank genome assembly. Lineage: Eukaryota; Fungi; Glomeromycota; Glomeromycetes; Archaeosporales; Ambisporaceae.
AUGGCAGCGAAUAGUGCAUCAUCACGACAAUCGUCCGAUUCAAAGAUACACAGCGUAGACGACCAACGUCGUUCUGAAGAUGGCGACCUCAAACUAUACGAUAAUAAAAAAGAUUAUAAAGCUUCUAUACAUGAAGAAGGAAAGAUGUUCAUAGGAGGUCUUAAUUGGGAAACCACUGAUGAUAGCCUAAAAUCACACUUUUCACAAUUCGGUGAAGUUACGGAUGUCAUAGUUAUGCGAGAUCCAAACACGGGACGAUCCAGAGGUUUUGGAUUCCUCACGUUUGUUGACCCAUCCGUUGUCAAUACUGUAUUGGUGAAAGAACAUCAACUAGAUGGUAAAAUUAUUGAUCCUAAACGUGCGAUUCCGCGUGAAGAACAGGAAAAAACCGAGAAAAUAUUUGUCGGUGGAAUCGCUCCAGAAGUCACAGAAGAAGAAUUUAAAGAGUUCUUUACGCAAUUCGGUAACGUCAUCGAUGCCACAUUGAUGGUUGAUCGAGAAACUGGAAGACCUCGUGGCUUCGGAUUUAUUACAUUUGAUUCGUCGGAACCUGUCGAGAAAGCGAUGGCACGAGAUGACUUGGAAAUUCAGAAUAAGCCGGUGGAAGUGAAACGUGCUAUGCCAAAACAUAAGUCGCAGCGAAUGCAACUAUAUAAUCAACCAAGUUUCAGCGGAUCAUCAGGACCACAAGCAUCAGCUGCUGCGCUUUCUGUUAUGCCGCCAUCAGCAGGAUCAACCUCUCGAUAUGGACAAAGUUAUGGUGCCGCGGCUGGCAAAGAUGGUGGGAUGGGAUAUUCAGGCAUGGGCUAUACCGCUGGCUCAUAUCCAAAUUACGCAGGUUAUGGGCAAUAUUCGGGUUAUAACUAUCCGUCUAAUUAUCCUGCUGGGUAUUCCGGGUAUAAUGCUAUGACUCAAGCAGCAUACUAUUCGAGGCAAGUAAAAAAAAUCUCAUAUGCGAAUUCAUAUGGUCAAUAUGGCGGAGGAGGAUAUGGAAGUAGUAGUUCAGGCAGUCGAGGUGGCGGCUCAUAUAACCAAUGGUACCGGGGAAGCGAUACUGGUUAUGGAUCAGGUGGAGCAUCAUCAACAGGUGGAGCAUCACCAUUGGGUGGCGGCCCAUCAUCAAGUGCAAGUAGAAUAGUUGGGGGAAGUGGAAGUUAUCACCGUGGCUCACCAAGUCGAGAUGCUGAUGGUGGAUAUGGAAGUCGAGGUGACCAUCAUUAUCAAGGACCUACACUUUACAAUCGUGGAAGUUCUCGGACCAGUGGUCCGGUUCGUUCCUCUUAUUCCAGUGGAAUGCAAUCGAAUAACAAUGGAGGACCGUUACAUAGUAGUGCUCAAGUCCGAGGACAACACAAUUAUCAUCCUUAUGCUCGAUAA